Molecule: messenger RNA, 6564 nt
Organism: Helicoverpa armigera (cotton bollworm)
Lineage: Eukaryota; Metazoa; Arthropoda; Insecta; Lepidoptera; Noctuidae
Gene: Tnks
Product: poly [ADP-ribose] polymerase tankyrase
Cellular component (GO): nucleus; cytoplasm
Molecular function (GO): protein binding; NAD+ poly-ADP-ribosyltransferase activity
Source: RefSeq, a predicted model, not a curated record
GAAAUAUAUUUUUUAAGCAGUAACCCUAAUCCCAAUUGUCAAAUAAAAGUACCAAGCAGCUGUGCCCAUACGUGUUUUUAUUUAUUAAUAUCUCGAUAAUGUGCGAAUAACACACGAAAAUUAAAUGUGAAACGUGAAAUCAACAUGUCGAGCCGUCGUUCGAUACUCGGAUCGGCGCUUGACGCUUUACCCCCGCCCACGGAUCCUCUACGCGAAUUAUUUGAGGCAUGUAAAACUGGCGAUGCCGUGAGGGUAAAAAAGUUAAUUACUCCCCAAACGGUGAAUGCCAGGGACACUGCUGGACGCAAAUCGACUCCUCUACACUUCGCUGCAGGAUACGGUCGCAGGGAAGUAGUGGAGAUCCUCAUAGCAGCCGGGGCGGCGCUCCAAGCCCGCGACGACGGAGGCCUACAGCCACUACACAAUGCGUGCUCCUUCGGGCACGCAGACGUAGUGAGAGCGCUACUGAGCGCGGGGGCGGCGCCCGCGGCGAGAGACAACUGGGGCUACACGCCGCUGCAUGAGGCUGCUGCUAAGGGGAAGGUCGAUGUGUGUAUAGCGUUGCUGCAACACGGCGCGGACCCGAACAUUCGCAACACGGAAGGCAAGACGCCGCUCGAUCUAGCCGACUCCGCUACCAGGCCUGUGUUGACAGGUGAAUACUGCGCAGCGGAUGUCCUAGAAGCGGCUAGAUCUGGCGCAGAUGAUCGCCUAGCUUCCCUCCUCACUCCUCUCAACGUUAACGUGCACGCGAGUGACGGUAGACGGUCUACUCCCCUGCACUUGGCCGCCGGAUAUAAUAGGGCGAGAGCUGUGAGGUUGCUGCUGCAGAGAGGCGCCGAUGUACAUGCUAAGGAUAAGGGAGGUCUAGUUCCCCUACACAACGCGUGUUCGUACGGCCACUACGAGGUGACAGAACUGCUCGUACGUGCGGGUGCAGACGUUAACGCGACCGAUCUGUGGGCUUUCACGCCGCUGCAUGAGGCGGCUAGUAAGGCGCGGUUAGAGGUAUGCUCCCUACUGUUAAGCGAGGGCGCAGACCCCACACUACUGAACUGUCACGGCAAGUGUGCGCUCGACGUAGCGCCCACACGCGAACUGCAGGAGAGGCUCGCUUUCGAAUACCGAGGACAUUGUCUACUAGAAGCCUGCAGACUAGCGGAGCCGGCAAGGGUCAAGAAACAACUCUCAGCUGUCUCAGGACAUCAGCAUCAGACUUCCCAAGCCUCAACCAGCGGCAGCACCCCUUCCCUUCCCGGAGAGUGCAGCGUGGAAGCCCUCGUCAACUUCCAGCACAUAGCCACAGGGGACAGACCCCUGCACUGUGCCGCCAACAGCGUCUACCCUAAGCGGAAGCAGGUAAUGGAGAUGUUAAUAAGAAAAGGCGCUCGCGUCAACGAGAAGAACAAAGACGGACAGACUCCUUUACACGUGGCUACUGAGCAUGCGCACUUGGAUGCUAUGGAUCUACUGUUGAGACAUGGUAAGCGCAAAGUGAACGCCUGCGACGGCCGCGGCAGCAGCGCUCUAGCCGUGGCCGCUCGCCGCGACUCCGCCGCCGCCUGCCGCCUGCUGCUCGCUUGCGGCGCCGACACCACGCCCGACGCGCUGUACCCGCAGCCAGACGAUGCAUGCGCAAACGCGGCAGCUCUUAGGCUGCUAGAAGCCGCUCGUACGGGCGACGUGGAGAACGCGCGGAGUAUACUAGACGCGCGGCCAAGACUCGUCAAUUGUCGAGACGUUGACGGACGACAUUCGACGCCGCUGCAUUUUGCCGCUGGGUACAAUCGCUUGCCACUCGCUCAAUUACUUUUACAAAGAGGCGCCGAUGUCCAUGCCAAGGACAAAGGAGGCCUAGUCCCCCUGCACAACGCGUGUUCCUACGGCCACUACGAGCUGACAGAGCUGCUAGUAUCAGCCGGGGCCGGUGUCAAUGCGGCUGAUCUCUGGCGCUUUACACCUUUACACGAAGCGGCCGCUAAAGGCAAGGCUGAUAUCGUACGGUUAUUGUUAAAGCACGGAGCAGACCCUACCCGACGUAACCGAGAUGGUCUGACUCCCCUACAACUAGUGAGAGCGGGAGACAGCGACACAGCCGACGCGCUGAGAGGUGAUGCUGCGCUACUUGAUGCUGCCAAACGAGGGGAUCUCGCUAGAGCCAGGAAACUAAUAACUCCACAAAACGUGAACUGCAGAGAUUCUCACGGACGAAACUCUACACCUUUACAUCUCGCUGCCGGCUACAACAACCUAGAAGUAGCCGAGGCACUCCUAGAAGCCGGCGCCGCAGUCUCGGCCCGCGAUAAAGGCGGUCUCGUACCUCUACACAACGCGGCUUCGUACGGGCAUGUAGAACUAGCGGCGUUAUUACUGAGAGCGGGUACUCCGCCGAAUGCUGCUGAUCGCUGGGGCUUCACGCCGCUGCAUGAGGCGGCGCAUAAGGCGAGGACGCAGCUCUGUGCCUUGCUUCUCGCACACGGCGCAGACCCCUACCUCAAAAACCAAGAGGGUCAAACAGCCUUAGAUCUCGCGGGGGCGGAAGAUGUUCGCUCCCUCCUACAGGACGCGAUGACGUCAGCGGCGGGGGAGGUGGCCGCCCCCACGCCCCUCCCGCCGCCCCUGCCGCCGCCCCACCAUCCCGUGCUCAUGCCGAGUGGGGAUACAGUGCCUCUAGCGCUGCCGGUGGUACCCUCAAACUACUGGGCGGAAGGUUCUCGCGGCAGCUUAGAAGACGCGGCGGGUAGACCGGCGUCGCUCUCCACGUCGGAGUCACUACAAACGUUCCUAUCCAGCAUCGGCCUCGAACAGCUAACGACAGUACUAGAACGCGAACAGAUCACCGUCGACAUACUGUCGGAGAUGUCGCACGAGGACCUCCGCGCUGUCGGCGUCGCCGCCUACGGACACCGACACCGACUGCUCAAAGCCGCCCGGCACAGCCUGCAGGCGGCCUCAGAAUGGUACGGCGGUACCACCCUCGUAGAAGUAGCUCCCCCCACAGAGGGAGAAUGCGCCGAUAGCGAGUACACAAUCGUCGAGAGGGAAAUGCAGGCCUCCGUGCGAGCACACAGGGACCAUGCGGGCGGUACCUUUACGCACUAUAAUGUUGUUAGGAUACAAAAGCUAGUGAACGGUCGCCUCUGGGAGCGGUACCAGCACCGGCGCCGCGAGGUGACGGAGGAGGCGGGCGCGCACAACGAGAGGAUGCUGUUCCACGGCAGCCCGUUCAUCAACGCCAUCGUGCAGAAGGGCUUCGACGAGCGACACGCUUAUAUCGGCGGCAUGUUCGGCGCCGGCAUCUACUUCGCGGAGCACUCGUCCAAGAGCAACCAGUACGUGUACGGCUUCGGCGGCGGCUCCGGCUGUCCCGCGCACAAGGACAGGAGCUGCUAUCUGUGCCACAGACAAAUGCUGCUAUGCCGCGUGACCCUCGGCCGCGCCUUCCAACUGCUGAGCGCGAUGAAGAUGGCGCACGCUCCCCCGGGACACCACUCGGUGGCGGGCCGGCCUUCCCAGGGGGGGCUGUGCUUCCCCGAGUACGUCGUCUAUAGGGGGGAACAGGCUUACCCAGAAUACCUGAUCACCUAUCAGAUUGUGAGCGGGGAACCGAACUCAGGUACCGUGUGAAAGUGACCGACAGUGCUCAGUGCGUUGUGUGGACUCUGCGGCAUAUCGACUGAUGCUAGCCGAUAAUCGUCAUUACCGUUACGAUAAACGUCAUUACCGUUACGAUAACCGUCAUUACCGUUACGAUAAACGUCAUUACCGUUACGAUAACGUCAUUACCGUUACGAUAAUCGUCAUUACCGUUACGAUAAAGGUCAUUACCGUUACGAUUACAAGCGUAAUUAUCGUUAAAAUUACAUACGGUAAUAAAUAUGGAUAUGACAAUGAAAAUGAACUUUAUUAUCGUUAUGAUUGCUAUGGUAGUAAACGUUAUUACCGUUACGAUUACAUACGGUAAUUAACGUAAUUAUCGGUACGAUUACAAUCGGUAAUAAAUGUUAUUAUUAUCACGGUUAUCGUUUACGAUUACAUACUGUUAUAAACGUAGUUAUCCUUACAAUUACAUGUUUGUAAUUACCGAAAUUAUCCUUACUUUUGUCGUUCGUAAUAGUAUGUAAUCAUAACGAUAAUUUUAGGCUUUAGUAACGAUGGUAUUGUUUACAAUUACCGUGAUAAUAAUGAGGUUAUUUUCAAUGCUGAAUGAAGAUUUUUGCCAAUAAAUACUGCCGUAUCCUUUAUGAUAGUUUUCAGCUCUUAAUAAUGAUAAUUAUAACAGGUUAUCCUGAUACUAUAGUUAUAGUAUAAUCAUCGGCAAGUAUAUUGAGCCCUGACCUUCACCUGCGCAGAAGUGAUUUAUUGGUUUAUUGCCUUAAGUGUACAGUGCGCAAAGCGAUCCCCACUCUUCCGCCGAGAGCUCAAUAUCCGUGCCGGUAACUAUAACGAUCUAUCAUGAAGUUGCUACAGUGGUUUAUUACAAAAGUGUCAUUUCGUAACGGUAAUGUAAUGGUCAUGAUGUAACAUUUAAGAUAGAAAUGACAUGUGAAUUUUUGUAUUAUUGUUUUUUUUAAUUAUUUCGUUUAUUUCCAAACUUAUGAAUUGACUGUCAUCGCGUUUGUAUUAAAAGCUUUAAAAGAGGCUGCUUAUUUUUUUAAUUUUAAAUUGGUUUCAGUCGUUUUUGAGAUGAUUGCUAUUUGAAUUUAACAGACUGACAGUGGUAGACUUAGUUUUAUGAUAAAACUAGCUGUUACUCGCGGUUUUACCCUCGUCUCAUGAGAACUGCUAUGCGCACCUGGAUAAAAAUAUUGCUGGGUUGUUACAUGUACCCGCUACUCUCAGGAACAACUAAGAAGAUUUGAGAAAAAAAUCAGUAUUAGAUAGACCAUUUAUCGAGGAAGGCUGCUAUAUAUACUUUUUAUCCAGGUGCGCGGAGUACUUCCCACGGAAUGGCGGAAGCUAGUAUUAUGUAUAGAGAUUCACAUGUCAUUUUAUUUCAAAAUACAAUUACAAAACUUGACAUUGUGUCGAAAAUAUUUUUGCUGAAAUAAAGUGAGUGGAUAUAUAAAUAAAUACAUACAUAAAUAUAAUAUUCUUCUUUGUAUAUAAACGGAAAAUUUUCAAUAGUAGUUUUUUAGAAUUUUAACCGCUUUUUUUUAAGAAAAAAUUGGGUGACACGGCUGUAACCCGACUGCCAAGAAGAGUUAAAUUAUUACAACUUUUAACGGAGGCUUUUGUAGUCAGAAGCUAGUAAGUCUGACAUGCAUGUAUGCAACCCGGAACAAUAAAAAGUCUGAUGAUGAUGAACACAAAAAAAAACUAGGUACUAGGCCUAUAUUUUCUGUCAGAAAACUGAGCUCAACUGAGCUGAAAAGAUUUUUAAAAUCAUGAUAGACCGUGGUAUAACCUUGUCACCUAAUAUUUUCAACCUGAAAACGGUUUAAUCAGUAGUAUGAUUAAAGUAUUGUAAUUUUUGAAAAACAAAAAUUCAUAGCUUUGGAAUUGACAUCAACGAUCAAAAAUAGCUUUGAGAAAGUUAAACACUUCUGAUUUUCGAAAAGUUUCAAAACUAAUUUUAUUUAUCUUUGGAAAGGCCCGUUAAAUUGGUGGGUCCCGGCUGUCAUUUGAACAUCUUUGGCAGUCGUUACGGGUAGUUAGAAGCCAGAAAGUCUGAAAGCCAGUCUUACCAAGGGGUAACGACCUUAUGUCUUCCAAUAUCAGCAUUUAAGAAUGGGAAAACUUAUAAUAACUUGUGAUAUGUGUGUGCAAUGUCAAUUUCUCAGCUAUAUAAAAACUGACUUUGGAUAAUAAUGUUUUAAUAAUAUUACCGCCUCUGACUGUUAGUAAUUUGUAUAUUCAAGAAAUAUUCUAACUAGGUAGACUGGAAUUUUCAAAAAUCUGACAACCAGUCUUACCAAGGGGUAUUGGGUUGCCCGGGUAACUGGGUUGAGGAGGUCAGAUAGGCAGUCGCUCCUUGUAAAACACUGGUUACAACUGAAUUUUGGACUGAAUUCCAGUCUACCUAAGGCUGAGAAAUGUAGAUUUACUUACAUAAAAAGUUAUGUGCAUCUAGCAAGAAUGUACUAAUAUAUAACAUAUUUUUUUAAAUUAUUCGUUUUAUUGAUCAUAUUUAUUUUAAUUUAUAAUGUAUAUCAAUAUUUUAUGACACAUUAUGAUUCGCAUAUAACUAACCUAUCUGGACUGUUUAUUUUACAUAGCUUUUCCCGCGGUUUCACCCGCAUCCCGUGGAACUACUGGAACUACUGCCCGUACCGGGAUAAAAUAUAGCCUAUGUUACUCAGGAAGAGUGUAGCUUCCUAACAGUGAAAGAAUUUAUCAAAUCGAUUCAGUAGUUUUGGAACCUUUAUGGACAAUUUAUAAAUAUAAUUUUAUAUUAGUACAUUGUUGUUCAACAUUACGACUGUAUUACUGCGUUUAAAUAAAUACUGUUCGAGUAAGAGCCUAAUUCAUAGUUUCUUUGAAAGUAUUUGUGAAGAAUAAAACGUCGCGUGAGUAUUUUGUAUAUCUAGUUAUAAAAUUGAGGAAUAAAAUUCUGAAUAUUGA